AUGAGCUCGAUUAUCUCAAAGCCCAGGGACCGAGCCGGCUGGCAUUACCUAGAAACCUCCCGGGAACGGUACGAUCUCGGCACGAGAGAAAUCGACGUGGUUGCCUCGUUGAGCUCCUGUCCAGUCAAAAUCAACGAAGCCUGGUCAGACGGCGCAGAUGAUGCCGUGGGUAUGCAUUUUUGCAUCUUUGCAAUAUUGGAGAGGUCCGAUGUGAGAACUGAAGCUGCAGGUGGAAAUCACACCGUGCUUAUGUGGAUAGUUGGCACAUGGAGAGACUGUGUGUUGACAAGUUUGAGGUCAAAAUAUGCUGGGAAGGCUGAGUUUUGGGUGAACCUGGGAAGCCGAAGGUCGUACACGGCCUCGCCACUACUGGCAGGGACGACGGCUGACCUACUUUGUCAUGUACCAGAGUGGUGGCGCCUUACAUUUCGCUUCCGAAAAUUAGCUUUUGGGCUUUCCGCCGAGGCCUUAGCGCAUCUGACCCUCCGCCUGAAACGCACGAAGCACAAACUCUAUGCACAGCUAGCCACACCCCAAGUCCAAACCAUGUUCAAAGACCGAAUACAAAUACCCGUGCUUCUCAAAAGUAUAAUUUUAUUAUGGACGGAUUUCAGUGCGAGCGAUGAACACAAAAUACAAGCGCCGAUCUUACGUUUCGCAAAGAAUCAUUUUGCCUCUAGCACUGAGCAUUAUUCUCCCCGCUGGCUUCAUCUUCUGGCACCAAUAACAGAGGCUGUGCGCAGAGAGCGUGAAAUGCUUCUUGGCACGCAGGGAAUGGAGAGACUUACUACCGACCCAAAUUUCCACACCCUCUCUCAACGCACAUUCCAAACCCCUUUUGCAAAAAGGCGAACGGUCUUCCCCAACAAUUCUCGCCUAGCCACUCCUCGCCGCCAGCCCCGCGCGUCAUCCUCACUUCGCCUGAUCAUUUUCAACGCUUCGAUCAACAUCGAAAUCCCUCAUGGAGUAACACUCGCACAGAGGCCUCCACCAAUACUCCAGAUAUUUAAGCCAGAUGGGUUUCGAUGGCUGCGGUAAGGGAGACUGUUACUAUAUCAACGCGGCAUCUUAGGCAAGAGGGCGUAAUUCAGAUGGUAGCAAAUCCUGAGCGCGGAGACCAUCUAGAUAAAUGGGAGCACUGAGGCUAUUCUUAACACCCGUGCGAACAAUGUAUACAAACCGCGCUCGCGAAUCAUCAUGCAGACUGUUGCGUCUAUCAGAAUCAAGAGGCGGAUACAACUCCUCUAUCGAAACGCUCCAAUACGGCAGAAAACUCGGAAUAGAGCGGCUGGAGGAUGUAAUUUAUUCCUCUCAAAUCUUCCUUGCGAUAUUGGGGUUCAAUGAUUGUAUCAGCUCUGUCCUCCUAUCUCAC
Messenger RNA from Lindgomyces ingoldianus, 1372 nucleotides. RefSeq lists its product as uncharacterized. NCBI's taxonomy places the organism in Eukaryota, Fungi, Ascomycota, Dothideomycetes, Pleosporales, Lindgomycetaceae. The record is from RefSeq and is a predicted model, not a curated record. The transcript is spliced from 14 exons. Bases 1 to 1038 code for a protein of 345 amino acids.